CUAGUGGACGGGACGGUUCUUUAACAAGAACAACACGGCUACUGAUUCAACCACCUAGGUAGCUUGCUAGCCAACAUACAACCGGAACAUUGACGCUCUUUAGACCAUUUCGGUGAGUUUAAAAUACGUAUGUCGUAUCCACCAGUUACCCCUUAAUUUUCAUAUUUACAUUUUUGUUAGUCAACUAGCUGGCUGGUUAAGUUAGCAGUAGCCUAGUCGCUAAUGAUAGCUACCUAACGUUACCUCGCUAACAACCCCGACCAUGAGCUCACUAAGCUACUCCCCUCCUACUAAAGAAGAGGAGAAGGAAGAGGAGUCUGUCACAGUAAAAACAAAUGUAAAGGGUGAAGCUGUUACAGUUAAAGAAGAAGACGUUUCAGUGAAAGAGGAGGAGGAUGUUACUGUGAAAGAAGAGGAGGAUGUUACUGUGAAAGAAGAGGAAGAGGAGGAUGCCGUGUUGGGAGUGAAAGAGGAGAAGAAGGAGAUGACUGUCACAGUGAAAGAAGAGGAAGACGUUUUUGAGGUCAAGGAGGGGGAGAUUACUGUCACAUUGGAGGAGGAGGAAGAGGAGGUUGGAGAUAUGAUGAACACCCGUGAGAGACCAGACUCUCACAACCAGAAGAGUCCUUCAGGGGAACCAGACCCAGAGACGACCAAACCAGAAAAACCACACCACUGCUCCCAGUGUGGAAAGAGUUUUGCCUGGUUAGGGAAUCUGAAAUCACAUGAGCGCACACACACAGGAGAUAAGCCUUUCCACUGCUCCCAGUGUGGAAAUGGGUUUACCGAGUUAGGGACACUGAAAAAGCAUGAGAGGACACACACAGGAGAGAAGCCUUUCCAAUGCUCCCAAUGUGGAAAGAGUUUUACCCAGUUAGCAAACAUGAAAAGGCAUGAAGGAACACACACUGGCGAGAAGCCAUAUCAAUGCUCCCAGUGUGAAAAUACAUUUUCAUCAUCAGGGAACCUGAAAUCACAUGAGAGAACACACUUAGUAAAGAGGCCUUUCCAAUGCACUCAGUGUGUAAAGAGUUUUACCCUGUUAGGGAAUCUACAUACUCAUGAGAGAACACACACAGGGGAGAAGCUCUACCAUUGCUCAGACUGCGGAAAGAGUUUUACCUGGUUAGGGAAUCUGAAAUCACAUGAGCGCACACACACAGGAGAUAAGCCUUUCCACUGCUCCCAGUGUGGAAAAAGUUUUACCCAGUUAGGGAACUUGAAAACGCAUGAGAUGACACACACAGGAGAGAAGCCUUUCCACUGCUCCCAGUGUGGAAAGGGUUUUAGACACGGAGGGAACCUGAAAGUGCAUGAAAGACGACACACUGGAGAGAAGCCAUAUGAAUGCGCCCAGUGUGAAAUAAAAUUUUCCUCAUCCGGGGACCUGAAAAAACAUGAGAGAACACACUUAGUAAGGAGGCCUUUCCAAUGCUCUCAGUGUGGAAAGAGUUUUACCCAGUUAGGGAAUCUACAAACGCAUGAGAGAAUACACACAGGAGAGAAGACUUUCCACUGCUCCCUGUGUGGAAAGAGUUUUACUGAGUUAGGGACACUGAAAAAGCAUGAGAGGACACACACAGGAGAUAAGCCUUUACAAUGCUCCCAAUGUGGAAAGAGUUUUACCCUGUUAGGGAAUCUACAAAUGCAUGAGAGAACACACACUGGGGAGAAGCCCUACCACUUCUCAGACUGUGGAAAGAGUUUUACCUGGUUAGGGAAUCUGAAAUCACAUGAGCGCACACACACAGGAGAGAAGCCUUUCCACUGCUCCCAGUGUGGAAAGGGUUUUAGAAAUGCAGGGAACCUGAAAAUGCAUGAAGGAAUACACACUGGAGAGAAGCAAUAUCAAUGCUCCCAGUGUGAAAUUACAUUUUCCUCAUCAGGGGACCUGAAAAAACAUGCAAGAACACACACUAUAGAGAGGUCUUUCCAAUGCUCUCAGUGUGGAAAGAGUUUUACUCAGUUAAGGAAUCUACAAACGCAUGAGAGAACGCACACAGGGGAGAAGCCCUACCACUGUUCAGACUGUGGAAAGAGAUUUAUCCAGAUAGGGGACCUGAAAUCACAUGAGAUGACACACACAGGAGAUAAGCCUUUCCAAUGCUCCCAAUGUGGAAAACGUUUUCCCCGGUUAGGGAACUUGAAAAUGCAUGAGAGAAUACACACAGGAGAGAAGCCUUUCCACUGCUUCCUGUGUGAAAAGAGUUUUACAGAGUUAGGAACACUGAAAAAGCAUGAGAGGACACACACAGGAGAGAAGCCUUUCCAAUGCUCCCAAUGUGGAAAGAGUUUUACCCAGUUAGCAAACAUGAAAAGGCAUGAAGGAACGCACACUGAAGAGAAGCCAUAUCAAUGCUUCCAGUGUGAAAAUACAUUUUCCUCAUCAGGGGACCUGAAAUCACAUGAGAGAACACACUUAGUAGAGAGGCCUUCCCAAUGCUCUCAGUGUGGAAAAAGUUUUCCCCGGUUAGGGAACUUGAAAAUGCAUGAGAGAAUGCACACAGGAGAGAAGCCUUUCCAAUGCUCCCACUGUGGAAUUUUUUUUGCCCGGUCAGGGACAUUGAAAAUGCAUGAGAGAUUACACACAGGAGAGAAGCCUUUCCAAUGCUCCCUGUGUGGAAAGAGUUUUACCGAGUUAGGGACACUGAAAAAGCAUGAGAGGACACACACAGGAGAGAAGCCUUUCCAAUGCUCCCAAUGUGGAAAGAGUUUUACCCAGUUAGCGAACAUGAAAAGGCAUGAAGGAACACACACACAGGAUAGAAGCCUUUCCAAUAAUCUCAUUGUGGAAAGACAUUUUCCCGGUCAGAGGACCUGAAAUCACAUGAGAGAAUAGAGAGGCUGUGGUUCUGACUUAUAUUUUUGACUAAGAAUGAGUGUUUUGGUUUAUGCUACAUUAAAUCAAAUUGAAUGUAUGAAAGUUUACUCAAAAAUAGGCCUUCGUUUGUUUUAGUUUUUCUUCUCAAGACGUGAUCACAUCUAAAAUCAGAAUAUAUAUAUAUUUACAUGUAUUUUGAUUAUGAAUUUUGAUUGAUUGAAUAAAAGUAUAGAUUUGGAUAUUAGUAUUUCAAAAUGUAAAUGAUUAAAUAGAUGAAUAGAGUUUAUUGGGUCUAACCUUAACCUCUUGAAUUUGAUAUGAUUUGGAUAUUGCUACAUUAAUUUGAUUGGAUAUAUGAUUUGGAUAUUGCUCAUUGAAUUUGAAUGGAUACAUGAUUUGUAUAUUGCAAAAUUUAAAUUAUGAAAUUACAUUAGUAGAAUGAUUCUAACCCUGAAACCUCUUGAAUUUUGUCAGUAAGUUAAUUUGUGUACUAGUCAUCAAGUUAAAGGUGUAUAAAAUGCACUGGCGUUGUUCUGAUAACAUUGGUGAGAUAAACAUUCACCACCACGUGAACGUUCCCAUCGGUAUUUUUCCACCAUGUCAGAGAAAACACAGGUGCUGAUUGAAAAAAGGAUUUGAUUAAUGCAACAUAUUUGUAUCUGAAAAAUAAAAUAAAAGGAAUAUUUGUAA
This is a messenger RNA of Coregonus clupeaformis (lake whitefish), 3511 nucleotides long. RefSeq names its product oocyte zinc finger protein XlCOF6-like. The record is from RefSeq and is a predicted model, not a curated record. Gene Ontology annotation, molecular function: DNA-binding transcription factor activity; RNA polymerase II cis-regulatory region sequence-specific DNA binding. NCBI's taxonomy places the organism in Eukaryota, Metazoa, Chordata, Actinopteri, Salmoniformes, Salmonidae. The coding region runs from base 263 to 2821 and encodes 852 amino acids. Gene Ontology annotation, biological process: regulation of transcription by RNA polymerase II. The transcript has 2 exons.